AUGAUCGACGAUAACUCUGAAGAGGAUGGCCGACGCUACUGCCAGCUUCGCUCGGGAGACGCAAGCGCAGACCCACUGCCCCGCUUUCACUACGAGCCUCUCGAACCCCGCUGCAUCCGCAUCCUCGAACUGCAGCCUGGUCAACGUUCAGACCCAUUCCUAGGCAAAUUCAUCAUCGCGAACGUUGACAGUGACUUCGCAUACGAUGCGCUGUCGUACAUGUGGGGUGAUGCGACGCAGACCGAUCGGGUCGUUGUGGAUGGCGCCACUAUACCGACGGCCUGGAAUCUGACAAGAGCAUUGGAAUAUCUGCGCGACUUCGCAGGACUGGAGCCACUGAGGAUAUGGGUUGAUGCGAUAUGCAUUAACCAGAAUAGUCUUGAGGAACGAGCCGAACAGGUCGCCAUGAUGCGGACCAUCUACCACAACGCUUCCUGUGUGCGAAUUUGGAUCAAUGAACCGUCGAUCGACGAAGAGAGUGCGGCCGUAGCAGCUCUCCAAAGCUUUAAACCCAGCCCAAAUGCAGAAUAUAGUGGCCUGGGCGAUGAGCCCAGCUUCUGGGAUCCUCUGGUUCCGAUGUUUAACAAUGGGUACUUCAAUCGUAUUUGGAUAGUAUCAGCUGACGCGGUCGCCUUUAUGCUGGUAGACAGCAAGAAGUCCGUAACGCACGACGAAUAA
Messenger RNA from Alternaria conjuncta, 678 nucleotides. RefSeq lists its product as uncharacterized. The transcript is spliced from 2 exons. Lineage: Eukaryota; Fungi; Ascomycota; Dothideomycetes; Pleosporales; Pleosporaceae. The record is from RefSeq and is a predicted model, not a curated record. Bases 1 to 678 code for a protein of 225 amino acids.